GCCACACUUCUCUUUCUUCCACCAUCACCACAAAUUAUCUUCAUUUUCCGGCAACAUGUCAUCUUUUUCAGUCAAAAUUUUCACACCCAAUUCAUAUCUCAACAAGCCCAUAUCCAAUAUCACCUCUACAAGACUAUAUGCAACACCAUCAUCACAAACAGCUUCCCCUGCACCAGCUGGUGCAACUCACUCAGUUGAUGAUCAGCUGGUUGAUAGACUAGAGCCAAGAGUUGAAAAAAAAGAUGGUUUUUAUGUACUUAAAGAGAAGUUUAGACAAGGUAUUAAUCCACAAGAAAAAGUUAAGAUUGCUAGUGAACCAAUGAAGUUGUUUAUGGAAAAUGGUAUUGAAGAUCUUGCUAAAUUAUCAUUUGAAGAUAUUGAUAAGUCUAAAGAUACUAAAGAUGAUGUUGAUGUUAGACUUAAAUGGCUUGGUUUGUUUCAUAGAAGGAAGCAUCAAUAUGGUCGGUUUAUGAUGAGGUUGAAGCUCCCAAACGGCGUAACAACAAGUGCCCAAACUCGAUACUUAGCUAGUGUAAUUAAGCAGUAUGGUGAGCAGGGUUGUGCUGAUGUUACCACACGCCAAAACUGGCAAAUUCGCGGUGUUACACUACCUGAUGUACCUGCAAUUUUAAAGGGUCUUGAUGAAGUUGGUUUAACAAGCCUACAAAGUGGUAUGGACAAUGUUAGGAACCCUGUUGGGAACCCACUUGCAGGGAUUGACCCGUAUGAGAUCGUGGACACGAGGCCUUAUACCAACUUAUUAUCACAAUACAUCACUGCAAAUUCGAAAGGGAAUCCAGAGUUUACUAACUUGCCUAGGAAAUGGAAUGUGUGUGUGAUUGGUUCACAUGAUCUUUAUGAACACCCUCACAUCAACGAUUUAGCUUACAUGCCAGCUACGAAAAAUGGCAGAUUCGGGUUUAAUUUGUUGGUUGGGGGUUUCUUUAGCCCGAAGAGAUGUGCUGAGGCUAUCCCUCUUGAUGCAUGGGUCCCAGCUGAAGAUGUUAUCCCAGUUUGUGGGGCGAUUCUUGAGGCUUAUCGUGAUCUUGGUACCAGAGGGAAUAGGCAAAAGACGAGAAUGAUGUGGUUGAUUGAUGAACUGGGUGUAGAAGGGUUCCGCUCAGAAGUGGUAAAGAGAAUGCCCGAACAAGCAUUGGAGAGAGCAUCCUCUGAAGAUUUAAUUGACCCAAAAUGGGAAAGAAGGGAUUACUUUGGUGUGAACCCACAGAAACAAGAGGGCCUCAACUUUGUGGGCCUUCACAUCCCUGUUGGUCGGGUUCAAGCCGAUGACAUGGAUGAGUUGGCACGGAUAGCCGACGAGUAUGGCUCAGGGGAGCUUCGUCUAACGGUGGAACAAAACAUCAUACUACCAAAUGUACCAAACUCAAAAGUCAAAGCUUUGCUUGACGAACCUCUUCUAAAAGAAAAGUUUUUACCCGAGCCACCUAUCUUGAUGAAAGGGUUAGUGGCUUGCACGGGUAACCAGUUUUGCGGUCAGGCUAUUAUUGAGACCAAAGCUCGUGCUUUGAAGGUUACAGAAGAAGUGGGAAGACUUGUUUCCGUGACCCGUCCAGUGAGGAUGCACUGGACAGGCUGCCCAAACACAUGCGGGCAGGUUCAAGUUGCGGAUAUAGGGUUUAUGGGUUGCAUGACUAGAGACGAAAACGGAAAGGUUGUUGAAGGAGCUGAUGUUUACUUAGGAGGUAGAAUUGGAAGUGACUCACAUUUGGGUGAUAUCUAUAAAAAGGCUGUCCCUUGUAAGGACUUGGUGUCUUUAGUAGUGGAUAUUAUGGUUGAGAAAUUUGGUGCUGUCCCAAGAGAAAGAGAAGAGGGUGAAGAAUGAAGAAAAUAUUAGUGUACGGGUAACAAAUGUACAUCCAAAUGAAAUGGAGGGCUAAAAGUAAAAGUUGUUAUGUUGCAGAGAGGUUCUGUAAGUUUAAUGUUGUGCAAACUUCCACACAUAUCUCUAAUUUUUUGCUAAUUAAGUAGCUGUGUAAUAAUAAUAUGUAAAAGUUGGGAUUCAAGUGCUAUAAUAUAUUCCUUCUCAUUAAUAAAAGUGUUUUAAAUUCUUUUGAAA
Molecule: messenger RNA, 2077 nt
Organism: Erigeron canadensis
Lineage: Eukaryota; Viridiplantae; Streptophyta; Magnoliopsida; Asterales; Asteraceae
Product: ferredoxin--nitrite reductase, chloroplastic
Exons: 4
Coding region: 56-1843 (595 amino acids)
Molecular function (GO): iron-sulfur cluster binding; oxidoreductase activity; heme binding
Source: RefSeq, a predicted model, not a curated record